Messenger RNA from Gilbertella persicaria, 1877 nucleotides. Its product is annotated as ammonium transporter AmtB-like domain-containing protein. Lineage: Eukaryota; Fungi; Mucoromycota; Mucoromycetes; Mucorales; Choanephoraceae. The record is from RefSeq and is a predicted model, not a curated record. Gene Ontology annotation, molecular function: ammonium channel activity. The transcript has 11 exons. Gene Ontology annotation, biological process: ammonium transmembrane transport. Bases 43 to 1758 code for a protein of 571 amino acids. Gene Ontology annotation, cellular component: plasma membrane.
UUUUUUUUUAUUAUCAUUUAAUAUCUGUAUAUAUAUAACAUAAUGGCCGAUAAUUCAACAUUAGCCGCAUCUGAUGGUGCAAAUCAAGGUGUUUCAUACACAAUCAAUGCUGGUGAUACUGCCUGGGUGAUGAUUUGUGCAUGUUUAGUCUUCAUUAUGUCCCCAGCUUUAGGUUUAUUUUAUGCUGGCCUUGCAAGAGCAAAAAAUGCUCUCUCUUUAAUGUACUUGACUGUGCUUUCCGUUGCUGUCGUUUCUUUCCAGUGGUACUUAAUUGGGUAUUCCUUAACAUUUUCCCAAACGGGUAGCAGAUUUAUAGGAGAUUCUGCUCAUUUCUUAUUACGCGGUGUGGGCAUCCAACCUGCUGCUGAAGGACAGAGUAUUCCUGCAUCGGCAUUUAUGAUCUUUCAAGCCAUGUUUGCAGCUAUCACACCAGCUUUGGCUUUCGGUUCUGCAGCUGAACGUAUGUCACUUGGUCCUGCAAUUUUGUUUAUCUUUGUUUGGACUACAUUAGUAUAUGAUGUCAUUACAAAUUGGGUCUGGGCAAGCAAUGGCUGGUUAUUACAACUUGGUGUUAUGGACUAUGCUGGUGGUAUUCCUGUCCAUAUCUCUAGUGGUUUAGGGGCUUUUGCUUAUGCUCUUGUCCUCGGAAAACGUCGUGACUAUCAUGAAAAUGUCAACGCUCCUCAUAACGUAACCUUUGUUUUUCUUGGUUUAGCACUCAUGUGGUUUGGUUGGUUUGCCUUCAAUGCCGGUAGUGCAUUGGCUGCUAAUGCACGCAGUGUCAAUUCAUUAGUAGCUACCCAUAUCUCUGCUUGUACUGCAGCUAUUGUUUGGGUCUUGUUAGAUUAUAUCAAAACACGUAAAUGGAGUAUCAUCGGCUUAUGUACUGGUGCUGUCGCUGGUCUAGCUACUAUUACACCAGGCUCUGGUUUUAUUACACCUUCUAGUUCUCUCGCUUUUGGUGCUAUUGGCUCCUUUGUUUGUUAUAUCGCCAUUCAUUACAAGCACAAGAUGGGCAUUGAUGAUUGUCUUGAUGUGUUUGGUGUUCAUUAUGUUGGCGGUCUUGUUGGUUUAAUCUUGACCGGUAUUUUUGCCCAACGCUCUGUGAUCGCCCUCAGUUACCCUGAAGGUACUCCUUGGGAUACUAUUCCUAUUGGUGGCUGGCUCGAUGGUAACUGGAAGCAAGUGCCUAUUCAAUUAGCUGGUAUUGCUGCUGUCUCUGCUUGGUCCUUUGUAGUGACUUAUAUUAUUCUUAUGGUCAUCAACCAAGUGCCCUCUCUUUACUUGCGUCUUGCUGAUGAAGAUGAAGUUGUGGGUACUGACUGGGCCGAAAUGGGUGAGCGUGCUUAUGGUUAUCUUCCAUUUGAAGAAGCUGGUACUUCUAUGUCUGCUCAAACGGCACCAGCAAAUCUUAAUGGUUCUAUCCGAAAACAAAAUAUCCAUAUGACACGCUUAAGAAAGCUCUUUAUGGUCGAUCGUAGUGCUGUCAUUCGAGGCGUCCCUAACCUGAUUGAAGAACCUGUAUUAGACUACAGUCAACAAAAGGAUUUAGGUGUCUAUCACUUAAACACAUUACAGCAACCUACUAUGGACCAUAAGCCUUCAGCACAAUUAAAAGAAGUCAACGAGCUGGUUACAAACCAACCUCAUGUGCUUCAACAUACAAGUAGUAAUGACGAUACUAUUCAAGUCAUCAGCGCUAGUCAAACACCCGUAGGUUCUAGUAGCAACUCUCAACAAUCACGAGAAAACGCAUAAUUCUCUUACAACUUGUAGAUUUCUUUAUUUAUAACAUGUAUUCAUACCUAAACAUCUUAUUCAAUUUGACACAAUAAAACAAAAAGGAAAAUAAACAUUAUCCAUGCAUGAAUUAUAAA